AUGCUCUCCAAAAUCAAGUCCAUGGCGACACCGACCAAGUCACACAGAACGCACAAGCGGCGUCCGGCAAUCUCAGCGCCGAUCCCGAUCCCGACCUGCCUGCAGCCGCAGCCCGUGACGCAGGAAGACGCCUGGGCGACCCUGCGCGCCGCGUACGAGGCGAAAGCGGCGCGAUCACCCGCAAGCUCUAUCUCCUCGGCGCCGUCUAGUUGUUACUCGGGCGACUCGCACGACUCGCGCCACUCGCGCGAGAGUUCCGGGUCGUCCCUCGAACCGACUACUUCUUGUCGCCGGCCACACCGUCAUCGACCGAGCGUGCGGCGUGUUCAGAUGGCAGAGAAGGAGGGGAAAGACGCCGAUAUCGAGGCUAUACCGACACCCACAGCACAGCACGCUCGCUCCACCUCGGCUACGUCUUGGCAGGUGCUGCACGAGCUCAUCGACGACUCGUGCGAGGACGACGCCGCUUCGAUCGUCUCGCACACUUCCAUCGUGACCGACUACGAGGAGGGACAGUACUCGAUCAAACGGGCUGAGGUCGUCUCUCUGUGA
Trichosporon asahii var. asahii CBS 2479 is the source of this 552-nucleotide messenger RNA. RefSeq lists its product as uncharacterized. The coding region runs from base 1 to 552 and encodes 183 amino acids. Lineage: Eukaryota; Fungi; Basidiomycota; Tremellomycetes; Trichosporonales; Trichosporonaceae. The record is from RefSeq and is a predicted model, not a curated record. The transcript has a single exon.